AUGCCCUGCCCAGACAUGUCUGGGCACAAACGACUCAAGGCCAAGUACGAGGAUGACCUCAAGGCCACAAUACAAGAGCUCUCUGAGCUCAAUCAAGAGACAAUGCAUAGCUUCGAUAUGGAGAAGGGGGACAAGGAGAUCAUCUGCACGAAUAAGAUUAACAACCUUACUGCUAAGAUCGCUCAGCUGGAUGAGCAGCUGGCGAGCCUUGAUGAGCAGAUUCAGCGUUGGAAAGAAGAAAACAAACCCCGUCCCCAGAGCGAGCUUGCGGAAUGUAAAGCACGAAGUGAAGCGCAUAUACGCGCUAAGUUGGCCAGGAUCCAAUGA
This is a messenger RNA of Alternaria novae-zelandiae, 327 nucleotides long. RefSeq lists its product as uncharacterized. NCBI's taxonomy places the organism in Eukaryota, Fungi, Ascomycota, Dothideomycetes, Pleosporales, Pleosporaceae. The coding region runs from base 1 to 327 and encodes 108 amino acids. The transcript has 2 exons. The record is from RefSeq and is a predicted model, not a curated record.